CUCGUCUUCUGGCCACAAACAGCGCCGGCUGCCAGGCUGACUCUGGCUCUCCUUGCAGCUGAGGCGUCGUCGUCGUCGUCGUCCUUCUGGGGCUGGGUUCUUGCCUCCAAGAUGAGGAGGGCUCGGGGGGCCCCUCUGCUCCCGGUGGAUUAACUGCUGCUGGAGCCAGAUUUUAGUACUGGCUGGACCUGGCCAAGCACAACGGGUCCUGAUGGGGGACUCAGGAUCAAGGCGUUCAAUUAUUGUGUCCCGACUGCCAAUAUUCCGAAGAAGUAUUAGUCGAAGACAUGAUUCUCUUCCAUCUUCACCAACUUCCAACAGUACUGUUGGUGUUCACAGCUCUUCUCCCUCCAGCACUAACUCAAGCUCAGGUAGCACAGGCAAACGCAGAAGUCUCUUCCGCACACCUUCCAUUAGCUUUCACUACAAGAAGGGGAGUGAACAGAAAACUGAACCUCCAAGCCAAAAUGUGGGCAUUUUGAAUGGUUCUCAGUCUAACCACAGCAAUGUCCUACAGAAGCUGAGUUUGGAAGAGCAUUUGAAAAGCAGAGGGAGGCAUUCAGUCAGCUUUGGAAGUUCUCGAAGCAAGAAGAUUACAAGAUCAUUGACUGAGGAUUUUGAGAAGGGGAGAGAGCCAUCAGUCAGUAAGAAUGUCUUCAUAAAUUGCAUACGGUCUGGGAAGAAUGAAGGUGAUGACUCUGGCUUCACAGAGGAGCAAAGCAGGUCUUCUGUCAGACAUUCCUCAAGAAGACUUCUCCCUAAAUCCUUCUCAACACACUACAGGUUUUCUAAGCCAGUUCCUCAGAGUCAGUCAGCGUCCUGUGAGCAGCCGUCUUCUUGCUUAUUGGAUACUAAACCCAGUGUUGAAAGUGAGUCUGUGUCAGCGAGGUCCUCCCCUUCAUGUUCUGCUGAGGUAAUAGAAUGUGUUGGCAGCUCUUCACAGUCACCAAUGCUUUCUGCUGACUUGACCACGGUACAGACACCCUCUGAAUUUCUUGCACUGACUGAAGAUUCUGUUUCAGAGGUUGACGGGCUACCUAACUGUGGAAAUUUGCACACAGAAACCUUUGCCCACAAUGGUUCUACCUCUCAAAUCUUCCUCAGUCCUGUCACUGCUGUCACUGUUGCUGCUCCUCUCCUUUCAAGGAAAGCAGAUCAUGCAGAAAGUGCUUCCCACUGUGGUGUUAUAUCACCCAAAAGUCACAGGGCUAGAAAUGUACUGUUCCAUGAAGCUGGGGCUGUAUCAGAAAACUAUGAGUCUAAUCAAAACUGUGCAGAAGUAUUAGUACAAGAGCUUCCUGCUAAACAGACAAGACAUACAGAAGAAGCAAACUCAGUAGCUGAAGCACAACUAAAACCAUUUGUCUUAAACCAAGGAGAAGUAGUGGAACAUUGUCCAAAUGCACAGCAACUACUAAGGGAUCACGAAGAAAUUAGAACACCUGAAUCUCUUAGAGAAACCAUCCCAAUAACUGGAUCCAAGAGUAUCCCAAUGGCAUCUGAACACCAGUGUUUUCAAAUACAGCAGGGCUAUGAAAUGAACCAUACAAAGGUAAAUCUUGCCAGUAGUUUCAGCCCAUAUCGAGAGGGAAGAUUUAUCGAAAAACGUCUGAGGUCCUCUUCAGAAGGCACUGCUGGGAGCAGCCGGAUGAUCUUAAAACCAAAGGAUGGAAAUUUAGAAGAACCGAACAGUCUACGAAAGCAAAGAACAAGCUCCUCCUCCUCAAAAAUGAACAGCAUGGAUGUUUUGAAUAACCUGGGCUCCUGUGACCUAGAUGAAGAUGACCUCAUGCUUGACUUGGAAUUCCUGGAAGACCAGCAUCAUCGGCAUUCUGUUUGCCGGGAAGAUUCUCACCAGUCAAUAGUUUCUUGUGCUGCAGUGCUACUUACACCCAUUGAGUCAGCUGAAGGAAAGAAAAAGGAACAGCCAAAAAUGCCUGAAGUGACCAAACAAAAUCUUUCUCUGAAAUUGUCGAAGGAGGUGGAUCGAGGAGAAACAAGAUGCCCUCGUGUCAGUCAACUUGCCAGCAGCCCAUCUGUAGAAUGGCCUUUUACAGCCAUGGAAGAAGGUGGAGGGAUGGAAUCCUUGCCUUUCCGGCUGAUGAUGCAAGACUGCACAGCUGUUAAAACACUGCUAUUGAAAAUGAAGAGGGUUCUUCAAGAGAGCACAGAUAUGAGUCCUGCCAGCAGUACCCACUCACUUCCUGUCAGCCCACUUACUGAAGAGCCAUUGUCAUUCAAGGAUAUAAUGAAAGAUGAAUGUUCUGCACUGAAGCUACAACUGAAGGAAAGAGAUGAACUCAUUUUCCAGCUCCGUGAAGAACUGGAAAAGGCCCAACAUUUACCGAAGACUCUUGUCUGUCAAGUAGAUAAAUCCACACAGACUGAACUUGUAGGUCAUGAUGCUACAUUUCUAAACAAAAUGGCGAGCCAAAUUCUCAACACAAAGGACCGAAAGUCAGUACAUACACCCACCGAGGACCAUUUUAGAUAUACAUCAGGUAAUCAAGCAUCCUCCCAUGAAAGCAAAAGCUGCCAGUUGUCAAGUGUGUGCCUCAGCAACCUCCUGACAGAAAAAGAAAGAGUGGAAGUCAUCAAGCACACAAGAGACACUUAUGAAUCCCUCACUUCAGAGGUCAGCCAGAAUGGUGUAUCAGGGGAAUCAAAAAGUACGCCCAAGUUGACAGCUAAGGAUGAGAACAUCCCCACUUUUUCUGGGGCUCUGAAAGACCAAAGCCUUGCCCCUCGGCCACAUUCUACUUUCAUUGGGAGGUUGGGACAGCCUCCGAGAGGACCCAUCUCAUUACACAUGUACAGUCGGAAAAAUGUUUUUCUUCACCACAAUCUUCACACAUCUGAGCUCCAGACUUUGGGCCAGCAAGAUGGGUAAAUGGAGUCAGCACAUUAUUUAUUGCAGACAGAGCUUGGUGGUUGGUUUAAGAUACUACCAUGUUCUUUUCUAACUGACUUGAAUUCUCAUCAGCUGCUACCUAGAAGAUUUUUUCCCCCUUAAAAGUUUAUUAUUGUCGUUUAUGAAAUCUGAAC
Sceloporus undulatus (fence lizard) is the source of this 3045-nucleotide messenger RNA. It is a transcript of the gene CCSER1, whose product is annotated as coiled-coil serine rich protein 1. The record is from RefSeq and is a predicted model, not a curated record. The transcript has 10 exons. The coding region runs from base 212 to 2890 and encodes 892 amino acids. NCBI's taxonomy places the organism in Eukaryota, Metazoa, Chordata, Lepidosauria, Squamata, Phrynosomatidae.